AUGACACCUCGUCUAACAACACUACUCACCAGGAACAUCCCUACCUGUAGAUUACCAACAUCGCUACCAUUCGGACGGUCGAUACAUACCUCACGCCGCUGCUUCAAAGGUUCAGCAUCCUCACCUCAAGUAGAAGGAGCAACUGACGUAUCACACGCAUCAUUCAUUUCAACAGCUUCGUCAAAAUCUAAUUUUAAUCCACUACAAACUCCUACAGCAGGUCAAGAAAUAAAUUCCUCAACAACAUUACAAUUAGAUAUCAACAAAUGGCAAGGUAAAUUAUCACCUACUUCUUCACACCUAUUUAAAUUACUUAUCCCAUUACCAAAAUCAUCAUCAUCACCAUCAUCAUCAUCAAAGACAAAUACAAAUACAAAUUCAAAUACAAAUGGAAAAGUAGAACCUAUACAAACCGCUUUUUUGUUACAUCCUUCACAACCUUUAUCCCAUUUAUCAAGAUUGAUAACAGGCUCAUUACCCAGAUCAUAUAACGAUUCCGAAAUAACUUAUCUGGCUGUGACGGGUGAAGCUAAAGAUAUCGAUACUCAUCUAAGAAACGCUGAAGAAGAAAAUGAAAACCCAGAACAAGUUGUUCAAGAACAUCAAGGAAAGAAACAACAGGAACAACAAGAAGGGGGACCUUUUUUAGAAGAAAGAAAAGCGAAUAAAGGUAGAUGGCAAGAAGUUUCUUGGUCACAAUCAACUGAUUUAAGUGAUUUCAUAAAACAAUCUUGUUUAAAUGAAAGGUUCAAAAUUGUUAUUUCACCUUUCAACGAGCCAAACGAGAGCAGUAUUAGUAGUGGUAGUAGUAGUGGCGAUAAUUCAGAUGCAAAUGUGACGAAAAAGAUCUCAUCAGAUAAACAGGAAUUGACAAUAGAAGUUAUGAUACCUAGUUUCGCAAGUAGAACACAUUAUAUUAGAAGAAGAUUAAUGACUUUGACUAAAGAAUUAGACAGAAUGACUAAACAGAAGAAAAAGAUCGACUUGAAAGCUCAUAAAGGCGCACAGAGAUUGGCUGUGGUAGCUUUAUCGGGUGGAGUGGUGUAUUGGGGCACAGUGAUAAGGUAUACUUUCUUCACUGACGCAGGAUGGGAUUUGAUGGAGCCUGUAACUUGGGCAACUGGAUUUGCAGCUUUAUUGAGUUCGGCAGCUUUCUUGAUAUAUCAUAAUAGAGAAGUAUCGUAUUCAUCCCUUUUAGACUUGAGUAUAUCUGCUAGGCAACGGAAGCUGUAUGAUCAAGCUGGAUUAGAUAUCGAAAGAUGGACAGAGAUGGUGGCAGAAGCUAAAACGUUGCGAAAAGAAAUAUCUCGUAUAGCAUCAGAUUACGAUAUCGAAUGGAGAGGCGAAUUGGAUAAUUUAGCUGAAGAAGCAUCGAAAUCGAUUCAAUCACGUAGGGAUGAAGUAGAUCAUCCAUCUAGUACGGUCUCAGCUUCAGCUUCACCUUCGACUGUAUCGUCGAGGAGUGUUACGAAUAAAGAGAAAGAAGAAGAAGAGGGAAGUCAUAAAGAUAAGAAGGAGGAAGAAAAAGAUGAUCAGGAAGAACAGGAAGAAAAAGAAGAAAAACUCGAUAUUGAUAAAACAAUAUCUGAAGCAUCGGAAUUAGCUGAACAAUCUGAAAAUUCAAAAUCAAAACAACAUUCUGCAGCUAGAAAAUCAAAUGACAACGAUGAUGACGAUCACCAUAAAGGAAAUGGUGAUAGAGGUUCUAAAGCUAGAAAAGGUGAAGAAAAAGAAAGCGAUAGUGAAGCACGAGGAAGAAAGAAGGCUAAAGAGCUCAUUGAUACUUGA
Molecule: messenger RNA, 1788 nt
Organism: Kwoniella shivajii
Lineage: Eukaryota; Fungi; Basidiomycota; Tremellomycetes; Tremellales; Cryptococcaceae
Exons: 5
Coding region: 1-1788 (595 amino acids)
Biological process (GO): calcium import into the mitochondrion; mitochondrial calcium ion homeostasis
Cellular component (GO): mitochondrial inner membrane; uniplex complex
Molecular function (GO): calcium channel activity; uniporter activity
Source: RefSeq, a predicted model, not a curated record